UCACUCUAACCAUCUACCUCUCUGUCUGUCUGUCCUGUUUUUCUGUCCUUCCCUGUCUGACUGUAGGUUCUCGGGGGUUCCGCCCAGUAACCUAGGCAACAAUACCAAGUUGGUGGAUUGGAUGCCUCAAAAUGACCUGUUGGGCCAUGCCAGAACAGUAGCGUUCCUGUCCCACGGUGGUCUGAACAGUAUCUAUGAAGCGAUGUACCACGGUGUCCCUGUAGUGGGACUACCUCUGUUUGGGGACCACUACGACACUAUGACCCGGGUGGAGGCUAAAGGGAUGGGCAUCAUGGUUCACUGGAAGAGUAUGACAGAGGAGGAGCUGUACCAGGCACUGGCCACUGUUAUCAACAAUAACAAGUAUCGUCAGCGUGCCCAGGUGCUCUCUUCCAUCCAUAAGGACCAACCAGGUCACCCGGUAACAAGAGCUGUCUAUUGGAUAAACUACAUCCUCCGUCACCAUGGCGCCAACCACUUACGAUCCUCUGUCUACACUGUCCCCACCUACCAGUACUUCCUAUUGGACGUUGUGCUGGUCGUAGGGGCGGGGCUGGCCCUGAUUGGCUACCUGUUUUACCGGAUAGCAGGGCUACUAAGGUCAAAGGUUAAGGUUCAGGAGCGGGGGGAGGGGGUUACCCACGGCCUCGGUGACGGCGACGACAAGGCAAACGGACAUUGCCAUAGCAACGGAGCGGUCUCUAAUGGGAAGCACAAACGUAACGGAGCGCCGGUGAAGAACGACAAGAAAAUGAAGUAAAGGGGCGGAGACUCUGUUCUGGGGUCAGAGGUCGGAGAGGAAGCUGAUUCUGGAAGGGAACCACCAAGGAGCUGGAAAGUCC
Messenger RNA from Oncorhynchus tshawytscha (Chinook salmon), 842 nucleotides. Its product is annotated as 2-hydroxyacylsphingosine 1-beta-galactosyltransferase-like. The record is from RefSeq and is a predicted model, not a curated record. The transcript is spliced from 3 exons. Gene Ontology annotation, molecular function: UDP-glycosyltransferase activity. Bases 122 to 760 code for a protein of 212 amino acids. NCBI's taxonomy places the organism in Eukaryota, Metazoa, Chordata, Actinopteri, Salmoniformes, Salmonidae.